Messenger RNA from Peromyscus eremicus (cactus mouse), 1062 nucleotides. RefSeq names its product gastrula zinc finger protein XlCGF17.1-like. NCBI's taxonomy places the organism in Eukaryota, Metazoa, Chordata, Mammalia, Rodentia, Cricetidae. Gene Ontology annotation, biological process: negative regulation of transcription by RNA polymerase II. The record is from RefSeq and is a predicted model, not a curated record. Gene Ontology annotation, molecular function: DNA-binding transcription repressor activity, RNA polymerase II-specific. The transcript has a single exon. Bases 1 to 1062 code for a protein of 353 amino acids.
AUGGCCCACAAAUUCUCCCAAUGUACACCUUAUAACACAAGUGAUCUUACAAAGAAUUGCAACAAGUAUGGAAGUUGUAACUAUGGGGAUGCCUCUACUAAAUCAACAAACCCAAAGAAUACUAAAAGUGGGAACACUGGAGAAGAAUGUUGCAAGUAUAGAGACUGUGGAAAACAGUUAAAUUUGUGUUCUAUCACUAGUGAAAGACGUCAUACUAAAAAGGAACUACACAAAACUAUGGACUGUGAUAAAUCAUUUGACUCUAAACACACACUCAUUCUGAAAGAAAACUCUAGUGUAGAGAAACUACACCAAUGCAGGAAAUGUGGCAAAUGCUUCAGGUCAUACUGGAGUCUCAGCAAACAUCGUAGAUCCCAUUCUGGAAAGAAAUUCUACAAAUGUAACAAAUGUGGAAAGUGGUUUUACUUAUUAUAUCAGGCUAAAAUCCAUUAUAAAACCCAUAGUAGAAAGGCACCUUACAAAUGUAGUGAAUGUGAAAAAUGCUUUUUCCAGAAAGACCAACUUUUGACACAUCAGAAAAUUCAUACAAUACAGAGACCUUUCAAAUGUAAUCAUUGUGAGAAAUGCUUUGUACGUGCUGAUCGUCUUAGAGUACAUCAGAGAAUUCAUUCGGGAGAGAAACCUUUCAAAUGCACUGCUUGUGAGAAAUCCUAUGCGUAUGCCUCAGAUCUCAGAGUACAUCAGAGAAUUCAUAGAGGAGAAAAACCAUUCAAAUGUAGUGAUUGUGAGAAAUGUUUUACACAUGCCUCUUGCCUUAGAGUACAUCAGAGAAUUCAUACAGGAGAGAAACCUUACAAAUGUAGUGAAUGUGAGAAAUCCUUCAGACAGUUUUCAAAUCUUACACAGCAUCAGAUGUGUCAUACAGGAGAGAAACCUUACAAAUGUAGUGAAUGUGAGAAAUCUUUUGCAUAUAUGUCAAGUCUUACAUAUCAUCAGAGAAGUCAUACAGGUGAGAAACCUUACAAAUGUAGUGAAUGUGAGAAAUCAUUUUCACGUGUCUUCAUUCUUAGAAAACAUCAGAGAAUUCAUACAGAAAAUUGA